Theobroma umbraticum is the source of this 3508-nucleotide messenger RNA. RefSeq names its product histone-lysine N-methyltransferase, H3 lysine-9 specific SUVH6. The record is from RefSeq and is a predicted model, not a curated record. Gene Ontology annotation, molecular function: histone methyltransferase activity; double-stranded DNA binding; zinc ion binding. Lineage: Eukaryota; Viridiplantae; Streptophyta; Magnoliopsida; Malvales; Malvaceae. Gene Ontology annotation, cellular component: nucleus.
UCAAAACGGUAAAACGCACACAUUUCCUUCUCCACUACGAGCUAAAAAUCCUCCAUUUUACGAUUCAGCUUCCUAUCGAAAACUUUAGACGAUCUUCACCGUUGAUUUCAUUCUAAUGGCGCUCAUUCUUCAUCAGUAACCGUCCUUUUCUUUCCUCAUUUCAUUCCUCUUCCACCAUCUCGUGCAUGUUCUUCUUCUCGAAGAUUUUCGGGUUACUUUUUGUGCAACUUGCAAUACAUGAGUUGAAAUGGGGGUUUCCGAUAACAUGCUGCAUAAAGAGACAUUAAAAGUGGCAAGUGGUAGUCAUUCUGAGGGAAGGCUGGGAAGAGUGUCAACUGAAAAUGGUCACUUUGCUUCUGCACCCAAGUAUAAGCAGCGUAAAGUUUCUGCUGUUCGGGAUUUUCCACCAGGGUGUGGAAGGUUGGCUGCACCAAUCAAUAGACCAAGUGAGCAAGCACAAUGGCAGGUCCUUUCUGAAAAAGAAAACCCAGCAUUGGUGUCUGAUCGGGCAGACAAAAUUGAGUGUGAAAGGAGGUUUAAAAUUUCUGGUUUGCAGAAGGAGUUACCUCAGGAGAAUGUUGCCACUUUUAAAGAAGAGGUGGUUCCACAAAGUGGUGUGAAAUCCCAUCGUGGUGAGAGCAGUUUGGAGAAGACUUCAGCAAGAAAUUAUCGUCCUCGUAGAGGAGUCACUGCUGUGAGAGACUUCCCUCCAUUUUGUGGAAGAAAUGCUCCACCUCUUAGUGAGGAGGAGCGCACGAAAUGGCUUACCUCUUUAAAGAACAAAUUCAAUCUAGAGAAGUUUGUAAAUGUGGAAAAGCCCUCAGAGGAGACUAUAUGUACUGAUGUGAAACAAGUGAUAGAGGAUGUUCAGGAUGUAAAUGCUCUAGAAGGUAAAAUAGGAGGUAGUGCUCCUAUACUCUCUGCAGAAGAAAUUCAAUCUAAACCUGAAGAGCUGGCUUCUGAAAAAAUGAGGAAGCAAGGUGCCUAUGAAGCUUCAUCCAGGAACGAUAUGGAUGAGGACAAGGAAGAUAUGAGAGAAAAGAGCAUCAAGUCUCCUUGCGAAACUUAUCCAAAUGAAUUUAAUAGCAAGUCCAAGCAAGUUAGUGAGACAAGUAAUGGAUAUAUUAGAGGUUUGGAGGAAAAUCCAAUGCGUGAUAUUGUAAUUUAUGCUGAGGACAAGAGUUUUGAGACAAAGCUUUCUGAUUCACCUGCCUUUGAGGAUCAAUUGCUGGAGGAGGACUGUGGGAGUCAAGAAGUUUUAUUGGAUGGGUCAAUUGUGCAAGGCCUCAUGGCUUCAUCAACUUGUCCACUGCCACAAGGGAAAGAGACCUGCAAACUUGACCUGGAGGGUGUUUCAUUUAAAAGAAAAAGAAAGAACAAUUUCAUAUUACUACCAAGGGCAAACCAUGCUUUAGUAGCAAAUAAGAAUGAAGCAGAGAGCCCUGAAGAAACAUGUAUUAAGAAGAAUUCUUCUCCCACAAGGCCUUACACAAAUGAUAAUUUUGGUCUGAGAUCAUACAGUUAUGAUGUGAGUCUUCCUCCUUCUUGUCCAAGUAGUGUGGGUCAUGAUAAUGAUGCAAUUAAUACUCGGAACAAAGUGAGAGAGACAUUACGCCUAUUCCAAGCCAUUUGUCGGAAGCUCUUACAGGAAGAAGAAUCGAAGUUGAAUGGAGAAGGAAAGACCUUUAAGAGGGUGGAUAUCCAAGCUGCAAAGAUUCUCAAAGAGAAAGGGAAAUACAUUAACACAGGCAAACAGAUCAUUGGACCUGUACCAGGUGUUGAAGUUGGUGAUGAGUUUCAUUAUUUUGUGGAGCUCAAUAUUGUUGGCCUUCAUCGCCUAAGUCAGGGUGGUAUAGAUUAUGUAAAGCAAGGCGAUAGGACCAUUGCUAUUAGUGUUAUAGCAUCAGGGGGCUAUGAGAAUGACUUGGAUAACUCAGAUGGCUUGACUUACAUGGGUCAGGGAGGAAAUGUUAUGCAGAAAGGUAAGCAACCAGAAGACCAGAAACUUGAAAGAGGAAACCUUGCUUUGGCAAAUAGCAUAUUUGUUAGGAAUCCAGUGAGGGUUAUUCGCGGUGAGACAAGGUCUUCUGAUUUCUUAGAAGGUAGAGGUAAAACAUAUGUUUAUGAUGGCCUUUAUUUGGUGGAGAAGUAUAAGCAAGAAUCAGGACCACAUGGUAAGCUGGUCUACAAAUUUAAGCUGGUCAGAAUUCCUGGUCAACCAGAGCUUGCUUGGAAAGUUGUAAAGAAAUCUAAUAAAUCUAAAGUGCGGGAAGGGCUCUGUGCACACGAUAUCUCACAGAGGAAGGAGGUAAUCCCCAUUUGUGCUAUAAACACCAUAGAUAGUGAGAAACCUCCACCAUUUGUGUAUGUAGCUCACAUGAUCUAUCCUGACUGGUGCCACCCUAUUCCUCUCAAAGGUUGUGAUUGUAUUGAUGGAUGUUCAGAAUCUGGGAAAUGUUCCUGUGCAAUGAAGAAUGGAGGAGAGAUCCCAUAUAACCAUAAUGGGGCCAUUGUUGAGGCAAAGCCCCUUGUCUAUGAAUGUGGUCCUUCUUGCAAAUGUCCUGCUUCUUGCUAUAAUAGAGUGAGCCAGCGUGGCAUAAAAUUUCAGCUUGAAAUCUUUAAAACAGAAUCCAGAGGCUGGGGUGUUAGAUCCCUAAAUUCUAUCCCUUCCGGAAGUUUCAUCUGUGAGUAUGCUGGCGAGCUCCUCGAAGAUAGAGAAGCUGAAGAAAGAACAGGGAAUGAUGAGUAUCUGUUUGAUAUUGGCAACAACUACAGUGAAAGUUCUCUGUGGGAUGGUCUUUCAACCCUAAUGCCUGAUGCGCAUUCAAGUGUUUGCCAAGUUGUGCAAGACAGUGGUUUUACCAUCGAUGCAGCACAGCAUGGCAAUAUAGGAAGAUUCAUAAACCAUAGUUGUUCACCUAAUUUGUAUGCACAAAAUGUCCUUUAUGAUCAUGAUGACAGGAGAAUCCCACAUAUAAUGCUCUUUGCUGCUGAGAAUAUUCCUCCCUUGCAGGAGUUGACGUACCAUUACAAUUAUAUGAUAGAUCAGGUUCGUGAUGAGAAUGGUAACAUAAAGAAGAAAUUUUGCUAUUGUGGUUCUUCAGAGUGCACUGGUAGGCUGUAUUGAAGCAUGACACUAAAAUCUCUUUUGGAUUCCUGAAGAAGCACUGACUUUUGCACUGCAUUACAAUAUCCAGAUGCUGCACUAUCGUAUGCUUCAUUCAUGUAACUGUUCAAAUUUCAUGCUUGCCAAGACUAGCUGCCCGCCGCAGAAUGUUUAUGAUGCCCUCCUUGUUUGCUUGUAUCAGUGUAUAGGAGACCUCUUUAUGAUUAUAUUCUUCACAGCUGUUCCUAGAACAUAGUUUUCGGGCAAAAAUGUACUUCUAAGACGCAUGUGAGGAAGCUAAUUGCAGAGUUAAUGUUAUGGACUUGCAUGUGCGGUGUAAUCAUUUUGAUAAACUACUCUACUUUAAAGGGAAAAUCGAGAAAAAUAGUCAAAUAUAGAAAU